UAUAGUCAUAACACUUUCUACAUACUGAAAUACAGUCAUAACACUUUCUACAUACUGAAAUAUAGUCAUAACACUUUCUUCAAACUGAAAUAUAGUCAUAACACUUUCUACAUACUGAAAUAUAGUCAUAACACUUUCUACAUAUUGAAAUAUAGUCAUAACACUUUCUACAUACUGAAAUAUAGUCACAACACUUUCUACAUACUGAAAUAUAGUCACAACACUUUCUACAUACUGAAAUAUAGUCACAACACUUUCUACAUACUGAAAUAUAGUCAUAACACUUUCUACAUCCUGAAAUAUAGUCAUAACACUUUCUACAUACUGAAAUAUGGUCAUAACACUUUCUACAUACUGAAAUAUAGUCAUAACACUUUCUACAUACUGAAAUAUAGUCAUAUGAAAUAA
Molecule: messenger RNA, 408 nt
Organism: Lottia gigantea (owl limpet)
Lineage: Eukaryota; Metazoa; Mollusca; Gastropoda; Lottiidae
Exons: 1
Source: RefSeq, a predicted model, not a curated record